UUUCAUUCUUAUACCGAUCAAAAGAAUAAGAUGAAGAAGACGAUGACUUCCCGUGAUUCAAUUUCAACUAUCGAGUGUUUUCCUGACGAUGUUCGGUGUCACAUUCUCUCAUUCCUUCCAACGAGAGAUGCUGCUGCUACAAGUCUUCUAUCAAAGAGAUGGAAACCACUUUGGCUCUCGCUCCGUUCCUUUGACUUCCAUGACAGAUACUUUCCUGACUUCCUCAAGUUUUCCGAUUUUGUCAUCUCAUUUCUCUCCUCACCGGACACUCUCCACGUCCAAUCCUUACGCCUCUCUUGUGGCUCCGGUAAUACCUUCCAAUCUUACUACUCAGAUGAUUUCAACCUCUUUUUUAAUAGGGUAGGGCUAAAAGGUGUUCCGGAACUUGAUCUCCAAAUGCUCUUUUCAUCCAGUUUGCCCAGUGGCUUCUACAGUUGCAAGACUCUUGUCACCGUCAAGCUAGACAAUGUUAUUUUGGAUUACUCUUCCUGUGUUGAUUUUCCAUUACUUAAAUCGCUAAUUUUGAAUGACUUCACCUUUGGAAGUCAAGCUAUUAUGUUCAACUUUUUAUGUGGAUGUCCUAUUCUUGAAUAUUUAGAUGCAAAAUCCCUAAAAAUUGGUCGUGACACUCCUCCACAAGUGGAAGAGGGGGCUAAGUCUUUACCCAAGUUGGUCAGAGCAAGAAUUGGUUAUUGCAACUAUACCCCGUUUCCUGUGCGUUCUAAUGCACAAUUUUUGCACCCACAAAUGGUAUUAAAUGCUCCUCUAAUAUUAAUAACUUUUUCUCAUUAUUUUUAG
Messenger RNA from Medicago truncatula (barrel medic), 798 nucleotides. Its product is annotated as putative F-box/FBD/LRR-repeat protein At5g22670. Bases 31 to 798 code for a protein of 255 amino acids. Gene Ontology annotation, molecular function: protein binding. The record is from RefSeq and is a predicted model, not a curated record. The transcript has a single exon. Lineage: Eukaryota; Viridiplantae; Streptophyta; Magnoliopsida; Fabales; Fabaceae.